AUGCCACCUGAUAAGUACACAGUAUUGAUAGUAAACCUGAGUCUGGCCGACUUUCUAAUGGGCAUCUAUUUGAACAUCUUGGCGAUAACUAAUCAGAUGUAUACAGGAAUGUAUGGACUAGCUGACUACAGAUGGAGACACAGUGUUACAUGCACUGUAAGUGGGAUUAUCGCUACAUUGUCCAGCGAGACGUCAGUUCUGAUGGUAUUUCUUAUCACUCUUGAUAGAUUUAUCGCAGUGAAAUAUCCCUUCUCAAAACUACUGUUCAGCGUAAAGACCGCUUCUAUGAUGUCUCUUGUAGCCUGGGCGUUUUCAUUUGUUCUGUCUUUGAUUCCAUUGCUCCCUGUUCCGGGUUUUGAAGAUUUUUAUGCUCAGUCUGGAAUCUGCAUCUCUCUUCCUCUAUCUGCAGUAAGGAAGUCGGGCUGGGAAUACUCCAUUAUUAUAUUCGUCGGCUUGAAUUUCUUCCUUUUCCUUGGAAUUUUGAUCGGGCAGAUAAGUGUCUUUGUAGAAGUUCUACGAUCGGGGAGAAACGUGAGAUCCAGCAAAUCAAUGCAGAGGGAGAAAACUCUGGCUAUAACAGUGCUCGGUGUAGUACUGACUGACAUUUUGUGUUGGAUCCCAAUAGGAACAAUAGGCAUGCUGACCUUCUUUGGUGUGUCAAUCGCUUCGGACGUGUACGCUUGGAUUAUUGUGGUGGUUUUACCAAUCAAUUCGGCCCUCAAUCCACUGCUCUAUACCUUAACAACAGUUAUCAGAAGAAUGAGAAGACGGGAAUCUGAUAUAGUUUCACAGUUAAAGCAUCAACUAGCAUAUUGGAAGUCGAAACACGGUUAUCCGUCAGAUGUCACCGUGUCAGAGAUACAAGAAAGAAAUCCAACCCAGAGGUGUCCGUAG
Molecule: messenger RNA, 894 nt
Organism: Ostrea edulis (European flat oyster)
Lineage: Eukaryota; Metazoa; Mollusca; Bivalvia; Ostreida; Ostreidae
Product: G-protein coupled receptor GRL101-like
Exons: 4
Coding region: 1-894 (297 amino acids)
Biological process (GO): G protein-coupled receptor signaling pathway
Cellular component (GO): membrane
Molecular function (GO): G protein-coupled receptor activity
Source: RefSeq, a predicted model, not a curated record